CCAGAAUCUUCCCUCCGUGAUCAAGCACCCGGGUCUGGACGAGUGAGGCCGGCCCCAUGUAUCCGGAAUCCACCACUGGCUCCCCAGCUCGGCUCUCCCUGCGACAGACGGGCUCCCCCGGCAUGAUCUACAGUACUCGGUAUGGGAGCCCCAAAAGACAGCUCCAGUUUUACAGCGGCCGCUCCCAGGCCGGGUGGUACCAUGUUGUCCAUGACGUACAGCGAGAGCCUGCGGAGCGUGAGCAGCAGGUGUCACUCGGACUGGGCCCUGCACCCCGUCCGCCAGACCGACACGCUGGAGCUGCAGCGGCUGCGGGAGGUGCGGGUGGCCGCGCAGGCCAGGAACAUGGAGAGCUUCCUCCGCAUGCACGGCCUCUCCCUGGACGGCUGCACCGCCCAGCGCACCGGCAUGAAGUACCGGAACCUGGGCAAGUCAGGCCUGCGGGUCUCCUGCCUGGGGCUCGGGACAUGGGUGACCUUUGGAGGCCAGAUCACCGACGAGGUCUGAAAGCCUCCCUGGAGCGGCUGCAGUUGGAGUACGUGGACGUGGUGUUUGCCAACCGCCCGGACCCCAACACUCCCAUGGAAGAGACCGUGCGCGCCAUGACCCACGUCAUCAACCAGGGGAUGGCCAUGUACUGGGGCACAUCGCGCUGGAGCUCCAUGGAGAUUAUGGAGGCCUAUUCCGUGGCCCGGCAGUUCAACCUGAUCCCGCCCAUCUGUGAGCAGGCAGAGUACCACAUGUUCCAGCGCGAGAAGGUGGAGGUGCAGCUGCCCGAGCUCUUCCACAAGAUAGGAGUGGGCGCCAUGACCUGGUCCCCUCUAGCCUGCGGCAUCGUUUCUGGAAAGUACGACAGUGGCAUCCCACCCUACUCCAGAGCCUCCUUGAAGGGCUACCAGUGGCUAAAGGACAAGAUCCUGAGUGAAGAGGGCCGGCGCCAACAGGCCAAGCUGAAGGAGCUGCAGGCCAUCGCCGAGCGCCUGGGCUGCACCCUCCCCCAGCUGGCCAUCGCCUGGUGCCUGAGGAACGAGGGGGUCAGCUCCGUGCUCCUGGGUGCUUCCAGCGCAGACCAGCUAAUGGAGAACAUUGGAGCAAUACAGGUCCUUCCCAAACUGUCGUCUUCCAUCAUCCAUGAGAUUGAUAGUAUUUUGGGCAAUAAACCCUACAGCAAAAAGGACUACAGAUCCUAAGGCGUGCGGCCAUUCACCUGGACAGUUUCCGUUUCCCUUCUAGUCUCUGUUCGCCCGCUUAAGCUAUUUUGAAGCCAAAUCAAGAGUGUGGUUUGCAUCAAAAACACAACAACACACCAAGACGUCAUCGGGAAAAGAUCUCAAACGUCGCUGCCACCCGCCACCCACUGCUUCGCAGGACCGAUGCCGGAUGCGUGCCGGGGCGUCGGCCUUGAUUCCAGGGCGUCGGCCUUGAUUCCAGGGCGUUGGAGCGGUCCUACCCAAGCCCGCCGCCUCUGCUCACCCUCCACGAAGAAACCACCUCGUUAUCGCCCAGCCACACCGCGUCUCGGAAACUCGGGUCCAGGCCAGGGCGAGACCAGCUGGGGCCUCGCCUCUGCCGAGAACCCCACCUGGUGUCAGGGAGGGGAAGAGGAAACUGGCUCUUCCCAUUGCCCCUCGGCUGGGCUGUGGACUUGGGGGCGGGCCUCCCACUGGGGUCUCCUUCAACCUCCCUCCUGCCAAGGGCUCCAGGUCGUUUCCAGCGGGCCUGACCUCAGAUUCCUCCCCCAUCCCCUCCUCCACCGCCACCUGCCCCAGUAGGUCUCUGAGGGGCCUCCUGAGCUGUCCUUUGACCCCCACCCCCACCCUUGCUGGCAGGGGCAGGGAUCCAGGGGGAUUCACUCCGUUUGGGACCCACAAAAAGCUUGGGGGUCUGAUUUCAAGCUCAUCGCCCCACUUCUUCCUUCUUGCACUCAAUUGUUGAGCCCCAACGCCCAGAGUGCCCGGAGCACUCGAGUGGGGCCUGAGGAUUGAGCUCCAGCCCAGGGCCCCCCAGAGCUCCACCUGCCUCCCCGCCAGGUGCUCCGUCUGCUGCCCCCCGUCCUCACCCCUGAAGGAGGUCAUGCGUGCUUAGCUGGGCUGUGACUGCUGACCACACCCGGGGUGGCCGGCCUCUGCCCUGCCCUGCCCAGGGUGAGGGCCUUGAGUUCUGCAGACAGAACACACUUAGACCCAUUCAGUCAGGGAGGGUCCCUGGAAUUUUGUGUCCCAUGCCCGGGGACUGGGAGACCUGCACACACAGCAGCAGCCCCCACCGCCUAGGAAAAGACCCUGGGAGCCUCUCCCCAGAGCAGUGUCCUCUGCAAGGCCUCAGACAAGGUGGGGUGAGGUGCCCUGUCUUGGGUGCUCAGGGCUUGUUACCAAGGUAGACGGGCAGUAGUGUUACCCCCAGGACAUCUCCCGACCCCACAAAGAGGGAGGGGUGGCUGGGGUGGGUCAUUUCAUCCACGGCCCCCGGCCUGGAACAAGUUGGGGACAGGGAGGGAGGGCAGGACAUUCAGAACCAUCAGCCUCUUUGCAGCUGGCCUGGAGCUGCAGGGAGAGAGGAGGGGAGGGGGCCGCAGCCCGGAGGCCCAGCCCCCUCGGUCCUGAGCGGCACCCCAGCCGUUGCUGGCUGUGUAGGGACCGGAGCCAGGCUCUACAGGCGCACCAGCCCACUGUGCAGGGGCAGCCCCGCACCCGCACGCCCACCGCUGGGCAGACACACCCGUCCUGCUUUGCCCUUCGGAGGGGGUCCUCCCCGCCCAGCCCCGGCUCAGCCGAGGCCUGAGGAACCAGCUCUGAGAAAGCCACAAGGGCGGCCGGGGGCACGUUCCUGCACUUCUGACCUUUGUGCUGCCCCCGGAGUCUAGAAGCUUCUUCUUAGACCAGGCCCUUGGGGUCUUCCUCACCAAGUCUCCUGCAAGUUUCACCCUGUAGGUGUAAGGAGGGGACAAGCCUAUCCCAACAGAGCCCCCAGCCUGCGGCUACUCCAGCCAUCAAGCGAGUGGGGGGUUUAGCUCUGAGGACAGGACGCUGCAACAGGGCGACUUUCAUCCCAGGCCCGCCAGGUGAGGACCAGGUGCUCUGGGCCAUGCUCAGGGUCCAGACCACCCGCCCCUCACUGGAGAGAGCAGCUGGGCCCCCUCCCCACUGCUGCCCGCCUCGUCCACCCACUGUUGGAAGAGGGACAAGGGCUUGCAAUCGGGCCCGAGGUCAGGGCUGCCGCCCCCCGACCCCAUGAGCCACACCCGGGAAGGCCAAGCCCCUGCUGGCUGCAUUUUUCCCAGACAGAAGGAGACAAGGGCCCCCAGCGUCGAGCUCUGCCAAGGCCGAGAUGCCCAGCACCAGGACCCGAGCAGCUUCCUGGCCACAGCCUGGUUCUGAGGUGUCCUGUUUUCCUCAACACCCCUUUGCAGGGAGCUGGGGCUCUGCUCCCUGAGGGAGGGUCAGUCCCCUGACUUAGGAGGGGGCUGGAGUAGGGAAGGGGUGGAGGGGAAGUAAGAGCCUAGGAAAAAGAAGAGUUGGGCAGAGGCAGGCCCUGGAGGGCAGCGUGGGCUUGAGGACAGCCAGCUUCGCCCCACCUGGUCACCCCAGAAGCCCCAGGCACCUGCCAGCCAGCCCCUCACCCUCCCCUUGAAGCAGUUUGCCCCCAGGUGUCAUCUGGGCGUGCCCCACACAGGAGGGAGGCCCGGGACCAGUCUUCCUUACCAAUGACUCCUGAAGCCCCCAACAUCUCUCAUCCCAAAUCUGACAAAUUCGAGGUCCGGAGGACAACAGAAGGGCUUGCUCUGUCUUCUGCUCUCUCCAGUCAUGUAAAUAACAUGCUACUUUUUCUCUCCCCCCUUUUUUUUAAUGACUGGUUCCUCAGCUAACUGCAUCCCCUACGUAGGCAGAGAUGCUAUACGCCUCGCGCUUCCAAAUGACACUCAGCGGAGACACAGCGCCGUAUUUAUGGAAUGACAAAAUAAACCCUAGCCCGUUGGGGUCUGCUCCUC
This is a messenger RNA of Camelus dromedarius (Arabian camel), 3988 nucleotides long. It is a transcript of the gene KCNAB2, whose product is annotated as potassium voltage-gated channel subfamily A regulatory beta subunit 2. Gene Ontology annotation, biological process: transmembrane transport; potassium ion transport; regulation of action potential. The record is from RefSeq and is a predicted model, not a curated record. Gene Ontology annotation, molecular function: transmembrane transporter binding; voltage-gated potassium channel activity; potassium channel regulator activity. Gene Ontology annotation, cellular component: membrane; voltage-gated potassium channel complex; cytoplasm. NCBI's taxonomy places the organism in Eukaryota, Metazoa, Chordata, Mammalia, Artiodactyla, Camelidae.